UAAAAACGGUUGUUUACCUAUGCAUGUAAAUAUAAUUAACUGCAGCAUUAAUGAUAUGAACAAUAAACUACGAGUUGUAUUUUCUGAAAACGGUUGAUAACGUUCGAAUGUAAAUAUUAUUAACUGCAAGAUAUUGAACUUAUAUAAUGUGUACUCUUUAUAAAAAAGGAUAAUCUAAAUAAUCAAAAUGUCAGUGAAAAACGACAUAGAAAAUGAAUCGAAAGUUAUAGCUGAUUUAUUGACGGCGGCUAGGGAUGGACAGUGGGAUCACGUCUGGGGCAUUUUAGGAACCCCUGAUGCUCCGAGAAAGAGUUAUUUGAUAAACGUGAUACCUGAAAAUAGGCGAUGGGGUGUUAUUCACCAGGCUGUCUACUGGAGGAAUCAUAACGUUAUGAGAAAAAUAUUAGGCUUUAAAACAUGCGACAGGAAGGCCAAAACUAAAGCUUGCACAUCUGAAUGCGGAGAUACAAGCCGACAGACGCCACUAGAAGUAGCUGUAUCAUAUGGGUACACAGACAUAAAGAGCAUCAUUCGCAAAAACGGAAAAGACCUAAACGACACACCCGUCCAAACCUUCCAGCUGUACGAGUCAUACAAUGAACAGUGGGCUCUUGGUUUACUUUCUGUCACAUUAGCUGCAUACAAAAAUUCAUUCCACCCAAGCCCGAUUGACAAAACAAAGAACAUGGUUUCGAUUCUUGCAGAUGUAUGGACUUCCAUGCACCAAUCAGAAGAAAGAUGGCAGACUAUUAGGGACAUUGUGGCUGAUUCAGUUUACAUUGUAUGCGAGGACAACAGUGAUAGAAUUAAAGCUAGCAAAAGUUUACACGAUUUCUUUCUUUCAAUCAUACAAACAUACACAGAGGAAGAGAACUACAUGUACACAUUUCUGAGCAUGGCCUUAAGACGACAAUGUCACACAAAUUACUCCGGAGACGACCUUGCUCUAGGGCCAUACGCCGUUGUUUACCAGAUGUUGUUGUUAUUUUGGAAAAAGGUUCCUCGGGAAAACCGCCAAACCUUCCGCAAGAUGAUGCUGACACAACAGGACUGCGACAAGUACCAAGUAGGAACAAAAUUCGUGUGGCCUUCGGUUAUAUCUUCAUCUACAAACCUACAAAGCGCCGUGCCGUUUCCGACUUGUGGAGCCUCCGGGGAUAGAUCAGUGAUAUUUACGAUCGACAAUAGCACACCGAGCUGCUGGAAGCCAAGAAAUAUUGAAAAGUAUGCAACGUAUAUGGAGCAUGAACGAACCUAUCCUGCCGGAGCCAGGUUCGUGGUGACUGGAAGAACGCAGAAGAAUGAGGACAUUCAUGUGGCAUUGAGACUUCUCGUCAAAUAAAAAAAGACAAUUUAAAAUUCAGUGAAUGUGUUUCACUUCGGGAAAUUGUCAACCGACAUGAAUAUAAAAAAUAUAUGCAAACGAACCGUUAGUUAAUUCUGAUACAUAAUACUCCUUUUAGUUGUUAACUAGCUAGCGCUUAUCAUUUGUCAGAUUAUUGUAAUUUGUGAAUAAAUAGUCGUGUUAUGUCGUGUAUUCAUAAAUAUAGAAUGAUGAAAAAUUGAAUAUUGGAAUCCCAGUGAUUGCACAUAUCACUAGGAAAUCUAAGUAUAUAUAAGCAUCGUAUUAUCUUUAAUAUUUUUUGUUAUCUUCACUGCUAAUUGUUAGUUGCGGAGAAAUGAGUUCCUGUACAAGCCGACAGACGCAAAUGCAAGUAACUGUAUCGUUUGGUUACAAGUAUGUGAAUAACAUCAUUCUCAAAGACGGAACGCACAACGUAAAUUACUUGUUCCAACAUUUCAACAGUAUCAGUUCUUCAGUGAACAACGGACACUUGGGUUGCUUUCUGUCACGUUCGUAUCCAACAAACAUCCAUUCAAACUAAGCCAUUUUUAUCCAAGAAAUGACAUGGUUUUAAUUGUGAAAGAUAUAUGAAAUUUCAUGCACAAUUCUGAAAAUAGAUGACAGAGCAUCAGGGACACUGUAGCUGAUUCCGUUUCAUUGUUUGCACGACCAACAGUGACAUUAUCAAAGCGAGCAAAACUAAACAAGAGCUAUUUAUAUUGAUCAUACAUACGUAUACCGGAGAGGAGAACUAUAUGAACACGUUUCUGAAGAUGGCUUUUAGACGACAAAGCCAGGCAAACUACUCUCCAUCCGAAGAUGAUCUUUCUCUUGGCCCUAACCACGUGGUUUUCCAGAUGCUGCUGCUGUUCUGGCAAGAAAUACCUCGGUAAAACCGCCCAACCUACCGAAAGAUGAUGCUUACACAGCAAAAUUAAGAUAGCGAAAAAAUGUAAAGAACAAAGUAGGAACAAAAUUCGUGUGGCAAUCGGUUGUAUCUACAACUACAGCGCUGACAAAACGCUGUGCCGUUUCCGACAUGCGGAACCUCAGUGGAAAAGACUGUGCUAUUUACGAUUGACAACCGCACACCGAGGUCCUGCAGGAGCUAGUUUUGCUGUGAUUGAAAGAACGCAGAGGAGAGGGGACACGCAUGUGGCAUUGAAACUCCUCGAGAAAUAAACCAUAUUAUACAACACAACGGUGAAUAUGUUUCACUACGACAUUUGAACAAACCGAAAGUGACUUGGAGUUAUAUAAAACUGAGUGUUUUUAUGAAUCAUAAAUACAUGUACAUGUGGCAAUGACUGAAGCAGAGUUUAUGUGGUGCAAAUUUAGUUCUUUCCUUGUUUACGUUUUUGACAUUGCUUGUUCCAGUUUUUUAAAUAAAUGUCUUCUUCGAA
Mya arenaria is the source of this 2748-nucleotide messenger RNA. RefSeq lists its product as uncharacterized. Bases 188 to 1342 code for a protein of 384 amino acids. Lineage: Eukaryota; Metazoa; Mollusca; Bivalvia; Myida; Myidae. The record is from RefSeq and is a predicted model, not a curated record. The transcript has a single exon.